GAUGCAGUUGAUAUAUUAGUUGGAUGGCAUAUAGAUCAUACUCAGAAACCUUCGCUCACGCAGCAGGUCUCUGGGUGGUUGCAGAGUUUGGAGCCUUUUUGGGUAGCUGAUCUUGCAUUUUCUACCACUCUUCUUGGUCAGUUUCUAGAAGACAUGGAAGCAUAUGCUGAGGACCUCAGCCAUGUGGCCUCUGGGGAAUCAGUGGAUGAAGACGUCCCUCCUCCAUCAGUGUCAUUACCAAAGCUGGCUGCACUUCUCCGGGUGUUUAGUACUGUGGUGAGGAGCAUUGGGGAACGCUUCAGCCCAAUUCGGGGUCCUCCAAUUACUGAGGCAUAUGUAACAGAUGUUCUGUGCAGAGUAAUGAGAUGUGUGACGGCUGCAAACCAGGUGUUUUUUUCUGAGGCUGUGUUGACAGCUGCUAAUGAGUGUGUUGGUGUUUUGCUCGGCAGCUUGGAUCCUAGCAUGACUAUACAUUGUGACAUGGUCAUUACAUAUGGAUUAGACCAACUGGAGAAUUGCCAGACUUGUGGUACCGAUUAUAUCAUCUCAGUCUUGAAUUUACUCACGCUGAUUGUUGAACAAAUAAAUACAAAACUGCCAUCAUCAUUUGUAGAAAAACUGUUUAUACCAUCAUCUAAACUACUAUUCUUGCGUUAUCAUAAAGAAAAAGAGGUUGUUGCUGUAGCCCAUGCUGUUUAUCAAGCAGUGCUCAGCUUGAAGAAUAUUCCUGUUUUGGAGACUGCCUAGAAGUUAAUAUUGGGAGAAAUGACUUGUGCCCUAAACAACCUCCUACAUAGUCUGCAACUUCCUGAGGCCUGUUCUGAAAUAAAGCAUGAGGCUUUUAAGAAUCAUGUGUUCAAUGUAGACAAUGCAAAAUUUGUAGUUAUAUUUGACCUCAGUGCCCUGACUACAAUCGGAAAUGCCAAAAACUCACUAAUAGGGAUGUGGGCGCUAUCUCCAACUGUCUUUGCACUUCUGAGUAAGAAUCUGAUGAUUGUGCACAGUGACCUGGCUGUUCACUUCCCUGCCAUUCAGUAUGCUGUGCUCUACACAUUGUAUUCUCAUUGUACCAGGCAUGAUCACUUUAUCUCUAGUAGCCUCAGUUCUUCCUCUCCUUUGUUUGAUGGAGCCGUGAUUAGCACUGCGGCUACAAAGAAACAUUUCUCAAUUAUAUUAAAUCUUCUGGGAAUAUUACUUAAGAAAGAUAACCUUAACCAGGACACGAGGAAACUGUUGAUGACUUGGGCUGUGGAAGUAGCUGUUUUAAUGAAGAAGUCCGAAACAUAUGCACCUUUAUUCUCUCUUCCGUCUUUCCAUAAAUUUUGCAAAGGCCUGUUAGCCAACACUCUCGUUGAAGAUGUGAAUAUCUGUCUGCAGGCAUGCAGCAGUCUACAUGCUCUGUCCUCUUCCUUGCCAGAUGAUCUUUUACAGAGAUGUGUUGAUGUUUGCCGUGUUCAACUAGUACACAGUGGAACUCGUAUUCGACAAGCAUUUGGAAAACUGUUGAAAUCAAUUCCUUUAGAUGUUGUCCUAAGCAAUAACAAUCACACAGAAAUUCAAGAAAUUUCUUUAGCAUUAAGAAGUCACAAGAGUAAAGCACCAAGUAACACAUUCCAUCCCCAAGAUUUCUCUGAUGUUAUUAGUUUUAUUUUGUAUGGGAACUCUCAUAGAACAGGGAAGGACAAUUGGUUAGAAAGACUGUUGUAUAGCUGCCAGAGACUGGAUAAGCGUGACCAGUCAACAAUUCCACGCAAUCUCCUGAAGACAGAUGCUGUCCUUUGGCAGUGGGCCGUAUGGGAAGCUGCACAAUUCACUGUUCUUUCUAAGCUGAGAACCCCACUGGGCAGAGCUCAAGACACCUUCCAGACAAUUGAAGGUAUCAUUCGAAGUCUUGCAGCUCACACGUUAAACCCUGAUCAAGAUGUUAGUCAGUGGACAACUGCAGACAAUGAUGAAGGCCAUGGUAACAACCAGCUUAGGCUUGUUCUUCUUCUGCAGUAUCUGGAAAAUCUGGAGAAAUUAAUGUAUAAUGCAUAUGAGGGAUGUGCUAAUGCAUUAACAUCACCUCCCAAGGUCAUUAGAACUUUUUUUUAUACCAAUCGCCAAACUUGUCAGGACUGGCUAACACGGAUUCGACUCUCCAUCAUGAGGGUAGGAUUGUUGGCAGGCCAGCCUGCAGUGACAGUGAGACAUGGCUUUGACUUGCUUACAAAGAUGAAAACAACCAAUCUAUCUCAGGUAAAGUGAUGUGUUUGGAAUUCAUUUUACGUCUGUUAAUAAGAAAACAUGGUUUAAUUCCUUUGCUGUGAUUUAAUCUAUGGGUAAAAUAAGUUAAAGCUUGGAUUCAUUUUCAAAGGUUUUGAUCCUGUAUUUUGUAAAAGCAACAACUGCCAGUUACCUAUUUUAUUCAUGUUGAAACAAUGUUAGAAUGUUAAAAUAAUGUUCAUGUUUUUGUUCAUGUUAAAACAUUGUUCAUGUUAGAACACGUUAAAACUAUAUUAUGUGCAAAGUUUAGAACUUUAAAGGUAAUUCUAAAAAUAUGUUUGUGGGAGAAAUCUUUUUUUUUUUUGGAGACACAGUUUCACUCUGUCGCCCAGACUGGAGUGCAGUUGUGUGAUCUCGGCUCACUGCAACCUCCGCCUCUUGGGUUCAAGCGAUUCUCUUGCCUCAGUCCCUGGGAUUACAGGCACCUACCACCAUACCCAGCUAAGUUUUGUAUUUUUAGUACAGACAGGGUUUCACCAUAUUGGCCAGGCUGAUCUCGAACUCCUCCUGACCGCAAGUGGUCCGCACACCUCGGCCUUCCAAAGUGCUGGGAUUACA
Molecule: messenger RNA, 2823 nt
Organism: Rhinopithecus roxellana (golden snub-nosed monkey)
Lineage: Eukaryota; Metazoa; Chordata; Mammalia; Primates; Cercopithecidae
Product: serine/threonine-protein kinase SMG1-like
Biological process (GO): nuclear-transcribed mRNA catabolic process, nonsense-mediated decay; phosphorylation
Molecular function (GO): protein serine/threonine kinase activity
Source: RefSeq, a predicted model, not a curated record